AUGCGGUUCGACGAUGCCUGGGCGCUACUAUCCGAAGCCCUACAGCAAAUCUACGAACGGGAUGCUUCCAAUCUAUCCUUCGAAGAGCUGUACCGGACAGCCUACAAAAUGGUCCUCAAAAAGCAUGGAGAUCCACUGUAUAACAGUGUGAACGAUCUCGUCAAAACCCGGCUACAGAGGGUAACCACCACACAGCUAAAGCCUGCCAGGCCAAAUUUUGCCCCUACCAGUAGUGCUUUGGAGCGACGGGAGAGCGGGAACCGAUUUUUGGCUGCCGUUAAACAGAGUUGGGAAGAUCACCAGCUUUGCUUGGGCAUGAUCACGGACAUUCUUAUGUAUUUGGACCGUGUUUUCUGCAAUGACAACAAAAAACCGUCGAUCCAGGUUACUGGCAUGGCGCUGUUCCGUGACAAUGUCCUUCGCAACAGAGACUACGAUAUCGGUGCUGACUUGAACCGGGUCAUCCUCGAGCAAAUCAGGAUGGAAAGAGAUGGAGAUGUCAUCGAUCGAGCACGGAUCCGUUCUUGUGUAUACAUGCUGGAAGGGCUAUACGAAACAUUGGACGAGAGGGAAGAUCAGAAGCUGUACCUGACGAAGUUUGAAGCUGAAUUCCUUACUGCUAGUAAUGAAUUCUAUACUGAAGAAGCCCGAAAGCUGCUUGAGGUCUGCGAUGCGGCUACUUACAUCGAACGAACAAAUGAUCGCCUCAACGAAGAAUGGGAACGUACGCAAAGUACAAUUUCCACACUGACGGAGCCCAAAAUCCGAGCUAUUGUAGAGAAACAUCUGAUUACCGAUAACAUCCGAGAGGUCAUGCAGUUAGAGGCCUCUGGUCUGAAUUUCAUGGUAGACAACGAUCGUUAUGAACAGCUGAAGGUGCUGUACAAUUUGGUGUGGCGAGUAGACAACAACGUGAUGGAAAUCAGGCGGAUGUUGAAGGAACGGGUUGUUUACUUGGGAAGGGAGAUUAACAAAGGGGUCUAUGGAUUCAGGAAACCAGCUGCUCCUGGAGAAGGCCCGAACGGAGAGGCUGAGGAUAAGAGUGUGAAUGCUGAAACAGCAAUGGCUUUAAGAUGGGUUGAGGACGUUCUUGCCUUGAAGGAUAAGGUUGAUAAGAUCUGGGAAUACAGCUUUUCUUCUGACCAGGGCAUCCAACAGACUGUUUCCAAAUCCUUCGCGGAAUUUAUUAACGAAAACAAGAGGUCACCGGAGUACAUCUCGUUGUUUGUUGAUGAGAAUAUCAAGAAAGGCUUGAAGGGGAAGACAGAGGCGGAGGUCGACAUGGUUCUUGACAAAGCUAUCGUGCUUUUCAGAUACAUCCAAGAUAAGGAUAUCUUUGAGAGAUACUACAAGAAGCACUUGUCCAAACGUCUCAUCCUCGGUAGAUCUAUUUCUAACGAUGUUGAACGCGCUAUGAUUGGGAAGUUCAAGGUUGAAGUCGGAUUCUCAUUCACUAGUAAAAUGGAGGGUAUGUUCAAGGAUAUGAACGUCUCGCAGGAUUUGACCACGGAAUACAAGAAGCAUCUUGCCAACUUACAUCUCGACAACGACCCGACUAUUGACCUGGAUAUCAAAGUUUUGACGUCAACCUUCUGGCCCUGGAGCUCGAUGAGUGGGGAGACGACACAUACUUGCAUCUACCCGCCCGAAUUGGAGAAGAUCAGAUCAUCGUUCCAACAGUUUUAUCUACGUAGACAUAACGGGAGACAGCUCACUUGGCAACCGCAGAUGGGAACUGCUGAUAUUCGAGCUACGUUCAAAAGUCGCAAGUACGAAAUUAACGUUGCAACAUACGCUAUGGUUGUCCUAUUACAGUUCAACGACCCGAAAGUUGAAUCACUGUCCUAUGAUGAAAUUAAAACAUUGACAUCAAUCCCAGAGUCCGAACUCGUCCGCCAUCUACAAUCGCUUGCUGUUGCACCGCGCAGUAGAGUCUUGGUUAAGACGCCUAUGUCGCGUGAUGUUAAACCUACUGACAAAUUCUCGUUCAAUGCGGGGUUCCAAUCGAAGCAGCUCAAGUUUAAAAUCGGAACUGUCAAGGGAGCCGGAAAUAAGGUUGAGACGGACAAGGAGAGGAAGGAGACCGAGGAGAAGGUUGACGAAAGCAGAGCCCAUUUGAUCGAGGCGGCUGUUGUUAGGACCAUGAAGGCGAGGAAAUCGUUAAAACAUGCUGAUUUGAUGUUGCAGAUCACGGAGCAGCUAUCAAAGAGGUUCAUGCCCGAUCCGAGCAUGAUCAAGAAACGGAUUGAGAGCUUGAUUGAACGUGAGUAUUUGGAGAGAGAGACGGCGGAUCCGAAUACUUAUGUUUAUCUGGCUUAA
Orbilia oligospora ATCC 24927 is the source of this 2319-nucleotide messenger RNA. RefSeq lists its product as uncharacterized. The record is from RefSeq and is a predicted model, not a curated record. Gene Ontology annotation, molecular function: ubiquitin protein ligase binding. NCBI's taxonomy places the organism in Eukaryota, Fungi, Ascomycota, Orbiliomycetes, Orbiliales, Orbiliaceae. Gene Ontology annotation, biological process: protein ubiquitination; ubiquitin-dependent protein catabolic process. The transcript is spliced from 7 exons. The coding region runs from base 1 to 2319 and encodes 772 amino acids. Gene Ontology annotation, cellular component: Cul3-RING ubiquitin ligase complex.